Messenger RNA from Echinostoma caproni, 630 nucleotides. NCBI's taxonomy places the organism in Eukaryota, Metazoa, Platyhelminthes, Trematoda, Plagiorchiida, Echinostomatidae. The record is from the annotation of a GenBank genome assembly.
AUGAAUCUCGAACUGUCACGGCCGGACACUUACAUCAUAAACUGCGCAGAGUCCUUUGAGUUGCAACAAUCUAUUCCCGUAUCAGACGACGAGGAAGAGGACCGAUCGGUUGAUGCAGACUCCAAUCUAACUGAUGAUGACUUACCGAACGCAUACAAUACUAAUAUAGAAGUAAAAACACCUCAUGACCAUCACUUUUUUGUGACCAAUUGCAUUACUGAGCAUGCUGAAACUCGUCCAUCCGUGGAAUUCGAUCACUCACUGGAAACAGAUGAUGAUGAUGGCGAAGAACAGGACAUCACAGAAAGUGCAUCUUACGAAAUCUCUCCACUAUCAGCUUUGCCUAGCUGUUCCAGACAGAAAGAGGACAGAAAAUCAGACAGUGUCAGCUCAGAGGAACAAGAUACUGUCGAAACUGGUGACCAGUCCCACACACCCACACGUCCACAAUUCGAAGCGGGGGCUCAUGCGGAUGUGAACAAUAGUGUAGACCACUCUGUUGAACACUCAUGGUCUCCGAGUGAGUUGAGUGUCGAUUUGGAACCGUUCACUGAACCGAAUCCAGCGGUUCCGGGACCAAAGUCUCCACACAGUGAACACAAUCCAGAUCAUGCUAGUACACCUCAGUGA